Molecule: messenger RNA, 3120 nt
Organism: Delphinapterus leucas (beluga whale)
Lineage: Eukaryota; Metazoa; Chordata; Mammalia; Artiodactyla; Monodontidae
Source: RefSeq, a predicted model, not a curated record
CUCCGCAGGUUGAUGGCAGCGGCAGCUGGGACUGCAGCGACGCCCGGCCCCGAGAGUCGCAGGCAGAGGCCGGAGCGCGCAGCCGAACGCCCGGGCCCCAGACGCCGCGGACACCAGGAGAGGCAGUUCCGGUGCCCUGACGCCUCCCUUGGUCCCCAGCGCAGCCCCAACCCCCUCCGCAGAGAAGUCGCAGCGUGAGCGCCCCUCGGCCGGCUCAGGACCAGCUACGGGACUAAGGACCAAAAUUUGGGCACCGAGAUCCUCCAUCUCUCCCCCCAGCUAUGAGCCGGCGCGUGGUUCGGCAGAGCAAGUUCCGCCAUGUGUUUGGACAGGCAGCAAAGGCUGACCAGGCCUACGAGGACAUCCGUGUGUCCAAGGUCACAUGGGACAGCUCCUUCUGUGCCGUCAACCCCAAAUUCCUGGCCAUUAUUGUGGAGGCUGGAGGUGGAGGUGCCUUCAUCGUCCUGCCUCUGGCCAAGACAGGGCGAGUGGAUAAGAACUACCCACUGGUCACUGGGCACACUGCCCCUGUGCUGGACAUCGACUGGUGCCCACACAAUGACAACGUCAUCGCCAGUGCCUCCGAUGACACCACCAUCAUGGUGUGGCAGAUUCCAGACUAUACCCCUAUGCGCAACAUUACAGAACCCAUCCUCACACUCGAGGGCCACUCCAAACGUGUGGGCAUCCUCUCCUGGCACCCCACUGCCCGGAAUGUCCUGCUCAGUGCAGGUGGUGACAAUGUGAUCAUCAUCUGGAACGUGGGCACUGGGGAGGUGCUUCUGAGUCUAGACGACAUACACCCGGACGUCAUCCACAGCGUGUGCUGGAACAGCAAUGGGAGGCUGCUAGCCACCACCUGCAAGGACAAGACCCUGCGCAUCAUCGACCCCCGCAAGGGCCAGGUGGUGGCGGAGCGAGCCCGGCCUCACGAGGGCGCCCGCCCGCUGCGGGCCGUCUUCACCGCAGACGGGAAGCUACUCAGCACCGGCUUCAGCAGGAUGAGUGAGCGGCAACUCGCGCUCUGGGACCCGGAGAGGUUUGCGGCCCACGAGGGAAUGAGGCCCAUGAGGGCCGUCUUCACGCGCCAGGGUCAUAUCUUCACCACGGGCUUCACCCGCAUGAGCCAGCGAGAGCUGGGCCUGUGGGACCCGGUAACGCAGCUGGACGUUUGGGUUUUGCUGCGUCGCCUGAAGGAGCCCACGCUGGCGCCCCCGCCUGGUGAUGCCGAGUCCCUGGGGGUGGUUUGCGGUGACUGCAUGCGGCGGUGCAGGGGAUAUAGGUGCGGGGGACCGAGAGUGGUGUCCAGGUGUGGGGUCUGCAGCUCUCUUCACCAGAGUUGCCUUGGGAAUGCGUGGGUUUUGGGGAGGGCACGAAGCGUAAAGGAGCUUCAGGGGAUCCAGAGCGGCACGGCGAGCGGGACAGGGCUGGUCACGCCUCCUGUGCUCGGGCAGAACAACUUCGAGGAGCCAGUGGCACUGCAGGAGAUGGACACAAGCAACGGGGUCCUACUGCCCUUCUACGAUCCCGACUCCAGCAUCGUCUACCUGUGUGGCAAGGGAGACAGCAGCAUUCGGUACUUUGAGAUUACCGAGGAACCACCUUUCGUGCAUUACCUGAACACGUUCAGCAGCAAGGAGCCGCAGAGGGGCAUGGGCUUCAUGCCCAAGCGGGGACUGGAUGUCAGCAAGUGCGAGAUCGCACGGUUCUACAAGUUGCACGAAAGAAAGUGUGAGCCCAUCAUCAUGACUGUGCCCCGCAAGUCAGACCUGUUCCAAGACGACCUUUACCCAGAUACGCCGGGCCCCGAACCGGCCCUAGAAGCGGAUGAAUGGCUAUCCGGCCAGGACGCCGAACCCGUGCUCAUCUCGUUGAGGGACGGUUACAUGCCCCCCAAGCACCGCGAGCUGCGGGUCACCAAGCGCAACAUCCUGGACGUGCGCCCGCCCCCCGGCCCCCGCCGCAGCCAGUCAGCCAGCGACGCCCCCUUGUCGCAGCACACCCUGGAGACGCUGCUGGAGGAGAUCAAGGCCCUGCGCGAGCAGGUGCAGGCCCAGGAGCAGCGCAUUACGUCUUUGGAGAACAUGCUGUGCGAGCUGGUGGACGGCACGGACUAGCGCAUCGCGCCGGGGAAGCUCCAAGCCGGGAGGGCAAAGUGGGGCGGAGCGCAAGCACUCCCGCGCCGCCCCGGCUUUGGGUCCUCUGGACCCCGCCUCUCUGGGCCUGGGCCGGGACUAGGGGGGGAACUCCGCCCCUCGCGGGAGUCCUGGACAAAUGAAGCGUUGCGGACACUCGCGUCCGUCUGGCGCCUACCGGGCUGUGUGCCUCGUACAGGACUCAGCAGGAGCUGGCCUUGGAAGGCUCAGGGUGACGGGGGCCUCAACAAUGGUGCUGCACGGCAGGCAGUGUCCCCUUUGUUUCCCUUCCCGCCCACGGCAGGGAAAGUGCUUAGUAUUAGCGCAAUGCUUGGGGAUGUUGGGGAGCUUGGGCUUGACCUCAAAGGGGUAGCGAUUUGACGGGUCUCCCCAGACUGGCUGGGGAAAAUUACAACGCUUCUCCCUCUAAUCAGCUCACUUGACUCCACCACCCUGAGUGGUAAACUCAACGGGCGUCACCCGAGUUCUACGGACAUACACAAACGUUGGCUGUACAGCCGGACCCACGGGCUACACCCAGCAGUCUACGGCAGAGGGCUCUCUUCCUUCUCUCCAUCUGCAGGGGAGAGGACGGCUUCCUCGCGGCACUCCCGCAGGAGAACCAACCAGAGAACUGGCAUGAGGAAGCAGGUUCACACCUCCCCCCUCCCAGACACACACACACACACACACACACACACACACCAGCCCUCUGUUGCGGCCUUGACUCCAGGAGGAAAACAAGACGUACUGAAUGAAACGUUUUACCAAGUGCUCAGUCUGUGCCUCCUGCAUGGGUGGGGAUGCUAGACCCCCAGCCUCUGUAAAUGCCACCACCAGACUCCUGGGGGCCCUGACAAAUGCAACACUCGGCUCAGGACCCACCAGACAUCCUCUUACUUCAGAGCCCUCCCCACACUGAGGUUCAGAAGGAACCCUCAACCCGCAGAUGGGCGUUCUUCCCCAGUAAAGGCAGGUAGGAAAA